Molecule: messenger RNA, 908 nt
Organism: Periconia digitata
Lineage: Eukaryota; Fungi; Ascomycota; Dothideomycetes; Pleosporales; Periconiaceae
Source: the annotation of a GenBank genome assembly
ACUCAUCACACAGUUGAUUUAUCAAGCAAAGAAUGGGUGAAUCACAGGAUACUGUUCCAGAUGAUACUUUAUAUCAGGAUAUCAUCAGUCGUCAUCGUAAUAUUGUGCAAAGACUCGAAGGAGAACGAGAGUCCCAGAGUAAUCAGAAUAUUUCUGCUCUGGAGAGCGAUCCGGAUGGGAAAUCCGAACAUAGAUCAGCCGAUUCUGUCGAUGGUAGCGACAAGCCCGGGAUCUCUUCCCCGAUCAAAUCCGAGAAUGACAUUCACCUGGCUGAAGCCUCUUUUUCACCAAAGGAAACCAUCUAAACUCCAAUCAAUCCCGCGAAAGGAAUAAACACCGGCACCAACAUUGAAGAAAUUGAUUUGACAGGCAACGAUGAUUGUGAAGAUUGUGUCAUGAUCAAUGAACUCAGAAACGGUCUGGAUAAGAUCAUAAGAAAGUUGGAAGCAUUUGACCGUCGAUUCGAUCGAUUGGAGGCCACCGUGUUUGGCGGAGGCCCGACAAAACGUGGGUCUGCAGCCGAACACUACUCGGGGCCCCACAGCUCAAAGCGGAAAAGAUAACAGUGAAACAGAAGACAUCUUUCUAGUUUAAUAAAAGAAACUGGUUCAAUUUGUGUAACAUCCGUCCCUGGGUUACCGGACACCCUAUGUGACCGGACAAACCAUCGGUACUUUGACUUUUGCCAACUGAAAAGCUCAUGCGCACAACGAAUAUUGUUAUAGUUCAAUAAGAUUAGUCUACUAUAACUAAUGCUGAAUGCCUAUGAUCCACCCUUCCCCAAAAAUUACGUUUGCAUCGUCGCCUCCGAGCCUUAUUUGUACAGCGCCUUCUUUCGUGCAUUAACAGACCUCGCUUCCCACAACGCCAACCUUAAGCCUUUAUCGCUCCAAAUUGUCGUAGAAUAA